Molecule: messenger RNA, 1851 nt
Organism: Coffea eugenioides
Lineage: Eukaryota; Viridiplantae; Streptophyta; Magnoliopsida; Gentianales; Rubiaceae
Product: cytochrome P450 CYP749A22-like
Exons: 7
Coding region: 1-1851 (616 amino acids)
Molecular function (GO): oxidoreductase activity, acting on paired donors, with incorporation or reduction of molecular oxygen; iron ion binding; monooxygenase activity
Source: RefSeq, a predicted model, not a curated record
AUGAGUCCUACUGUGAUUUUCACUGAAAGAAGAGCUAACAAAGAGACUGAAGUUGGGUUGUGGCUCAUUCUUCCAGCCAAUACAGACAUCCUAAUUCCAAUUUUGGCAAUUCAUCAUGACCCCCAAAUAUGGGGUGCAGAUUCACAUCUUUUCAAACCAGAAAGAUUUCAAGGAGGGAUUGCUGGAUCCACCAAUACCAACAUAGCAGCAUUUUUGCCAUUUGAUCGGGGAGCUCGAGCUUGUCUUGGCUUGAACUUUACCUAUAUAUACUCAUUCCCCGGUUCAUAUCCUUUCCCUCACUCCACAAACCGGGAUUCAAGUAAUCCUGCGUUCCCUCUGAUGUUCUACAAUUCAAUUCCAGAUUGCAAAGAACCAUUUGCAUGUAUAACUAUGCCAAAAGUGCCAGACAAAAGAGUUGAUACAACAAACGGAAUUUUCUACAAGAUUUGCUGGGCUCCAAUUCAUAUGCAAUAUGUCAUGAGGGCGCAGGGAAUCAAAGGUCCUCCUUACAAGUUUUUAUAUGGGAACACAAAAGAAAUCCUUAGCAUGAAAAGCAAAUCCAUGAGCUGCCCCAUGGUCGAUAUUUCACAUGACAUAUUUCCCAGAAUCCAGCCUCAUGUGUAUGCGUGGAGGAAUUUAUAUGAGUUAAUUCGAGAAAUUCUAAGCAAUAAAGAGGGUGCCUACCCAAAAAUCAAAGCUAACAGCCUUGUCAAAAAGCUGAUAGGAGAUGGGCUCGUCAUGACAGAAGGAGAGAAGUGGUUGAAGCUUCGGAAGCUGGCAAAUCAUGCUUUCCAUGCAGAAAGCUUAAAGGAUAUGGUUCCAGCAAUGAUCGAAAGUGUGGAAACUGUGCUUGAAAAGUGGAGAUGUCAUGAUGGCAAGGAAAUUGAAGUAUAUGAAGAAUUCAGGCAUUUGACCUCAGAGGUUAUCUCCAGGACAGCUUUUGGAAGCAGCUACUUAGAAGGCAAGAACAUAUUUGAAAUGUUGAUGCAGCUUGGUUUCUUCAUUUUCAAAAAUGAUGCCAAAAUUCGGUUCCUCGAGGAUUGGAAAAUUUUCCGCUCAGCUGAUGAUAUUGCAUCAGAAAAAAUCGAAGAAUCGCUUCGGAACUCAAUCAUGUCGAUUGUAAAUAAGAGAGAAGAAGGGGUAAAGACAGGAAAAGCAGACAGUUACGGGAACGAUUUUCUUGGUUCACUUCUUAAAGCUCACCAUGCUGCAGAUAUAAAAUACAGGAUUACAAUAGACGAUAUUGUGGACGAAUGCAAGACAUUUUACCUUGCAGGACAUGAAACAAUAAGCUCUGCCCUAACCUGGACUAUUUUCCUCUUGGCAAUCCACACAGAUUGGCAAGAAAAAGCAAGAAACGAAGUGUUUGAAUUCUUUGGCCACGAAAAACCAAAACCAGACUUCAUUGCUAGACUAAGAAAUAUGACCAUGAUCAUCAAUGAAACUAUGAGGCUGUACUCUCCUGCAACGAAUAUUGUGAGAAGAGUCGGAAGUGAAGUGAAACUCGGAAAGCUGACACUUCCAGCUGAUAUGGAUAUCAAUAUUCUACCUUGUGCAAUCCACUGUGAUUCAGAGAUAUGGGGAGCAGACGCUUUUCUUUUCAAGCCAGAGAGAUUUGCAGAAGGGGUAGCUAAAGCAACGAAUUACAAUACCAUGGCAUAUCUUCCAUUUGGCUUUGGACCGAGGACUUGCGUGGGGUUGAACUUUGCUACUAAUGAAGUCAAGAUCGCACUCUCAAUGAUGUUGCAGCGUUUCAAGUUCACCCUUUCUCCAAAUUACGUCCAUUCGCCUUUUACAGUUCUUACACUUCGCCCCGAGCGAGGAGUUCCGAUUGUGUUGAAUCCACUCUGA